GAGAGCGUGUUAUUAGUGGAGAGAAAAAAGUUUACCAUUCGCGGUUAGGGUUAAUCGGCGCGAGAAACGACGAGAGGAAGAAGGGGCAGAAGAGAAGCAAAAAAUAGCGCCGCUCGCCGCGCCCUCCGACGGUGGACCAUAUAAGCAACUGGGGACUUUGCUCUUCCACAUCACUUGGCGAUCCAGACCGGGACGAGGAGCUACCUCAGUAGGAACAUCAGAAAAAAAUGGCGGACCUCAGCUCCAAGGAUGUCGAACUGGCCCGCGAGCACUUCGAGAUCUACGACAUGUGCGCCGAGGGCAAGGUGGACUGCGCCGACCUGGGGUCCCUGCUGCGGUCCCUCGACCUGCGUCCCACCAACGCGCUCGUCGAGAAGAACGGAGGAACCACCAAGAGAGGCGAGAAGAAGAUGACCCUGGAGGAGUUCCUGCCAAUCUACAGCCAGAUCAAGAAGGACAAAGACAUGGGCACCCACGCCGACUUCAUGGAGGGACUCAAGGUCUACGACAAGGCGGAGAACGGACAGAUGAUGGCGGCAGAGCUGUCCCACGUCAUGCUCUCGCUGGGUGAGCGGUUGACCAACGACGAGGUCGACGAAAUCAUGAAGGCCUGUGCGGGGCAGGAAGACGAGGAGGGCUUCAUCAAGUACGAACAAUUUGUAAAGAACGUUCUGGCAGGACCAUUCCCCGAGGAGAACAAGGAGAAGUAGGCAUCUUCACCCGCUCUUGUCUCGUCCCGUCCGUGCCGGUGCUCGCCAGCCCUUCCGCUCCAGCCGCCACAGCAGCCUUCAGCAGAGAACUGACAAUCGCCCCUGGGCUCUGCCUCGCCCUUGCCUUCCUCUGAUUGGACGGACCCGUGACGUCACUUCGGUGCCCUCGCUCCGCACUGCCUACCAGGAGACGUCCUCUGGAUCGCGAGGAGGUGUCAUCCUCGUCGGAUAUCGGAAAGUAGAGCGACGUCUUAGCACCCGGAGUUACAGAGUGCAAGGAAGUUGGACGAGCAAAAAUUUGAAUGGAGGUUGCAUUAAAAUAUAUACAUAUAUACCUGAAAGAGUUGCUUAAAAAUGCGGAUCACAAAAAAUAGGACACCAAUAAAAUUCUUGAUAGCAGCAAUGUCAUAAAAAGAGAAAAGCGAUUCUGUAAAAGGAAAAAAAUAAAAAAAGGUGGUACAAACUCUUGUCAUACAA
Messenger RNA from Ixodes scapularis (black-legged tick), 1187 nucleotides. RefSeq names its product myosin light chain 1 (gene Mlc1). Gene Ontology annotation, cellular component: muscle myosin complex. Lineage: Eukaryota; Metazoa; Arthropoda; Arachnida; Ixodida; Ixodidae. The record is from RefSeq and is a predicted model, not a curated record. The transcript is spliced from 6 exons. The coding region runs from base 228 to 710 and encodes 160 amino acids.